Ogataea philodendri is the source of this 705-nucleotide messenger RNA. RefSeq lists its product as uncharacterized. Gene Ontology annotation, cellular component: endoplasmic reticulum membrane. The coding region runs from base 1 to 705 and encodes 234 amino acids. Lineage: Eukaryota; Fungi; Ascomycota; Pichiomycetes; Pichiales; Pichiaceae. The record is from RefSeq and is a predicted model, not a curated record. The transcript has a single exon.
AUGCUGAGCGAGUGCGUAGAGCAUCUGGACAAGCAGUAUGCUGGCAAAUACGAGAUUUUGGUGGUGGACGAUGGGUCUAAGGACGACACUGCAGUGUAUGCUCUGGAGCUGGCUGCCGAGCUGGAGCUGGCACCGCACGUGUUGCGAGUGGUUGAGUUUGUCAAGAAUAGAGGCAAGGGUGGUGCAGUGACCCACGGGAUCCAGUUUGUGCGAGGCAAGUACGCCAUCUUUGCCGACGCUGACGGGGCAUCCAAGUUCAGCGACCUGGACAAGCUGAUGCAGAGCAUUCAGAAACUGGAUAAACGCGAGCCAGACACAAUUCCUGCGGUUGCGAUUGGCUCGCGCUCGCACAUGGUGAACACAGACGCCGUGGUGAAGCGAUCGUUCAUCAGAAACUUUUUAAUGUACGCAUUGCACACGCUGGUGUAUGUUUUUGGGAUCCGCACAAUCAAAGACACCCAAUGCGGGUUCAAGCUGUUCAACAAGGCGGCGAUCGCCAAGAUCUUCCCCCGCAUGCACACCGAGGGAUGGAUUUUUGACGUGGAGAUCCUAAUUCUGGCCAUCAACCAGGGCAUCCCCGUGGACGAGGUGGCCAUCAGCUGGCACGAGGUGGACGGGUCCAAGAUGGUGCUUGCACGUGACUCGAUCACCAUGGCCGUCGAUCUGGUGGUGACCAGAUUGGCCUACAUUAUGGGGAUUUACUAG